CACUCACUCACUAACUAACCUUCUUCUCCUUCUCUAUGGAUAUGUAUAUAUACAUAUACACAAUUCAUAAUCAACAUAUAAUAUUACUAUAUAUAUAUACAACUUCCAAGUUCCAAUUUAAAGCAUAUGCUUGAUGAUCAUGGUGGUGAUGUGGAGGUACUUCAAUGGCAGAACAGCGAGAAGGUUUGUAUCCACUUGUAGUGGCCAUGGUUGGUGGGACAAAGUGAGAGUUGCACCAAAGAACCCCAUUGUCACUGUGAAUGAGUCUUUUCUUGCUGACCCUUUUCCCCACAAGAUCAAUCUUGUAACGGGUACUUAUAGGGAUGAUGAUGGAAAACCCUUCACUCCUCAAUGUUUUAGUGAUGCAGAAGCAAAGAUUUACAGAUAUACAUUAGAGGAAACAAACUCUUCUGAGGUUAGUUCAAAGUUUGUUAUGGAGAGUGUAAAGUUGGCAUAUGGGAAUGAUUCAUUUGUUGUAAGAGAAGGGUUGUAUGCUGGAGUUCCAGCUUUGUCCGGAACCGGCGCGUGUCGGCUUUUUGCCGAAUUCCAAAGGAAUUUCUAUCCUGAUUCUCUAAUUCAUCUUCCAGAUCCUACCUGGCCAAAUCACCACAACAUUUGGAGACAGGCUCAGAUUCCAGUCAAAACAUUCCACUAUUAUGAUCCUGAUACAAAGGGUUUAGAUUUUGAUGCACUCAUAAAUGAUAUCAAGAACGCGCCGGAUUCUUCGUUCUUCUUGCUUCAUCCUUGUGCUCACAAUCCAACCGGUGUUGACCCCACUGAAGAACAAUGGAGAGAGAUUUCAUACCAGUUCAAGGUCAAAAAUCAUUUUCCCUUCUUUGAUAUGGCAUAUCAAGGAAUUUCAAGUGGUGAUAUUGAUAAGGAUGCUGCCGCUCUUCGGAUUUUCGUUGAAGAUGGACAUUUAGUAGGCUGUGCUCAAUCAUUUGCAAAGAAUAUGGGACUAUUCGGGCAUAAAGUUGGUUGUUUAAGUGUCUUGACCCGGGAUAUAAAGCAAGCAGCUGCAGUGAAAAGCCAACUACAGCACAUUGCUCAUUCAAUGUAUAGCAGCCCUCCAAUCCAUGGCAUUUUACUUGUUACUAUGAUCUUGAGUGAUCCAAACAUGAAAGAACAGUGGAAGAAAGACAUGAAGAUCAUGGCUAACAGAAUCCGAGCAAUGCGAACUACUCUACGUCGAAAUCUUGAGGACUUGGAUUCAUCUUUCAACUGGGAACAUAUAACUAAUCAGGUUGGCAUGUUCUGUUUUUCUGGAUUAGCCCCUGAUCAGGUUAGACACUUGGAGAAGCUAUUCCAUAUAUAUAUGAGUCCAGAUGGACGAAUAAGCAUGGGAGGUGUGACACCAAGCAAUGUAAACUAUUUGGCAAAUGCAAUUCAUCAGGUUACAAGAAUCAGUGAAGCAGCCUCUGUUUGCAUGUGUAACAUGCAUUAAUCAUAAACUUUACUCUGAUCACAUGAUAUAUUAACCAUUUUUGCCUAAUGUAAUUCAUUCUUGUUAUACCUACCAUACAACAUACCUAGUAGUAGGUGAAAAUAUUCACAAAGUCAAAUAAUAUUAGACUAUUGUAAAUGUUUUUUAACUCUUGUAAAACAAUUAAACAUAGAAAGGCUUUGAUGUUUUCAU
Molecule: messenger RNA, 1636 nt
Organism: Arachis stenosperma
Lineage: Eukaryota; Viridiplantae; Streptophyta; Magnoliopsida; Fabales; Fabaceae
Product: aspartate aminotransferase, mitochondrial-like
Exons: 10
Coding region: 134-1444 (436 amino acids)
Biological process (GO): amino acid metabolic process; biosynthetic process
Cellular component (GO): mitochondrion
Molecular function (GO): L-aspartate:2-oxoglutarate transaminase activity; pyridoxal phosphate binding
Source: RefSeq, a predicted model, not a curated record